AUGCAAAAUGAACAGCAUCCAGGGCCACUUGAAACGGUUAUAAUGCCAGAUUAUCAUGAAGCAGAAGGCGAUCCAGUGUCAACAAUUAUCUAUGCCCCGGACCAUAAGACCUCCGCGUCUGGACCUGCUCCGAUAUUGAUGUCUAAAACACUGAGUAAAAAAAUGUCCACUUACAUUAAGCAUGUGAGAACAAUCUUCAACCUGGAUGAAGCCUUGUUCCUGACAGAAAGUGGCAAGCAAUUCGAGAAAGGAACGAUAGGGAGAAGAAUUCUGGAGUUCUGGGCAAAGACAAAUGUAACAUCAGACAUCAGAAUAACUGCUACCAGGAUGCGCAAGAUGGCCACAACAACAACGAUGAUCAACAUGGACAGAGAUAAGCGCCUCGUGCACCAGCACAUGACAAGAAGAAGACAGCAAAAUGCUCGCAUUUAA
This is a messenger RNA of Porites evermanni, 432 nucleotides long. The record is from the annotation of a GenBank genome assembly. Lineage: Eukaryota; Metazoa; Cnidaria; Anthozoa; Scleractinia; Poritidae.